Bombina bombina (fire-bellied toad) is the source of this 3170-nucleotide messenger RNA. RefSeq names its product transmembrane protein 150A. The record is from RefSeq and is a predicted model, not a curated record. Lineage: Eukaryota; Metazoa; Chordata; Amphibia; Anura; Bombinatoridae. Gene Ontology annotation, biological process: protein localization to plasma membrane. Bases 199 to 1014 code for a protein of 271 amino acids. The transcript has 8 exons.
CAGCCGGUGACAUGUCCGACCCUGUUGUAUACUGGCCUUUGUGUGGUGGGUACGGGCAUUGUGGAUUCCAGUUUCUUUAUGGUGAUCAUUUGUGACAUGUCCAUAAUCUGCAUUGCCAGUGUCUGCUAAUGGUUUGCUGCAGAUCCCCCUUAACGGACUACUCAUCCCCACCCCUUACCCCCCGGACGCUCCUCACUAAUGACCGGUUGGAUUAUCCUCCCUAUCAGCCUGUCAGCGUUCUCCAUCCCUGGGAUAUGGAUUGUGUACGCCAUGGCUGUGAUGAACCAUCAUGUGUGUCCUGUGGAAAAUUGGACAUACAAUCUAACGUGCACAGAUGACAACUCAAAGCAUGGAAGUCCCAAAUCAUGUUGUACACUGGAGGAUGUCCCUCUCAUCAGCAAGUGUGGGACAUACCCUCCCGAGAGCUGUCUCUUCAGUCUGAUUGGGAAUGUUGGUGCAUUCAUGGUUGUGAUGAUCUGCUUGCUGAGGUUCAGUCAGGUCAUUGAGCUCAGUCACAGUUCCUGGCUUAAUACUGUUGCUCUGAUCUCAGGCUGCACCAAUGCAACAGGGUUGGUCAUGGUGGGUAACUUCCAGGUGGAUUAUGCCAAGAGUCUGCAUUAUAUUGGAGCAGGGGUGGCAUUUCCAGCCGGCUUGCUCUUUGUAUGCUUGCACUGCAUCCUCACCUACCAUCUGGCGGUCAGCGUACUGGACUUCUGGGUCGGACAUUUACGUGUUACUCUAACCAUUGUGGCCUUAAUAUCCCUCGUCUUGAGUGGAGUUUUUUUUAUCCAGGACAGCUUCCUCCUCCAGCAUUUAGCUGCUAUUUGCGAGUGGAUUUUUGUUUUAGACAUCUUGGUCUACUAUGGAACUUUCGCCUAUGAGUUUGGUUCGGUCUCCACUGACACGUUGGUGGCCGCUCUUCAGAGCACCUCAGCCCGCAGUUGCAAAACUACAGGAAGCAGCAACACCGCAACCCACCUCAACUGUAACCCUGAGCGGAUUGCCAUGAUUUAAUUAUGAGGAGAAAGGUGGAGGGGACAGGGCUCCCUCUACCUCUCUCCCAAUUAUGAACACUCAGGAAAUUUAGCUUUAUUCUUUUUCUUUCCAUAUGUUUUUUUUUUUUUUUUUUUUUAAUUUUUACCAAAUCGAUAUUUAAGCCAAUUUUUAAACCUUUUUGCUAUUGUAAUAGCCUGCAGCAUCUUUGCUUUGCUGGGCACUUUGUUAGCAAAAUACUUAAAAGGGACACAAAAACCUCAGUUACUUUUCAGCUCAUUUACAACUGCCCCUCAUUGACUUGAGAGAGACCAGAAAAGAAAAACAGGAUUUUUUUUUAACCUUAGAUAACUGAUUUACAACAUGACAGUGCCCAUUACUAAAAUUAAACAAUCUUUUCUCUUUUUUCUUAAAAAAAAUAUAUAUAUAUACACACACUAUUAUUGUUUUAAAAAAAGCACAUCUGCAUAUUAUUCCAAGGCUACUAUUUCUUUUGAAUAUAUCAUAUCUAGCAUUUUUCAGGGUUUAAUGUCCCUUUCAAAACAAACAAAAAAAGUAUUUACAGUGGCUCACUUUUUCAUGUAUAUUUUAAUGUGUAACCAUUUUUCUUGUUAUAUAUAUAUAUAUAUAUAUCUAUAUAUAUAUGCGUGUGAUUUGUGUAUGUAUAAAUGAGUGUGUGUGUAUGUGUGUGUGUAUGUAUGUAUAUAUGUAGAUAUAUAUAUAUAUAUAUAGAUAUAUAUAUACACACACACACACAAUUUUUUUACAUUUUUUUUUUGAGAAUAUAUUUUUAAGCAUAUCUGAUAAGACACCAGGUGGUCAUUUUGGAGUACUGCAUAUGAUAGGGAAACAAAACAAAAUACUAUAUUGGUCUGAAUCAGGCACAUACUGUAAUAUAUGCAUGCUUUAAAAUUGUUGCAUAUAAAUAACUUUUUUUUAUACAACAAAAUUGUAUCAAUGUCUUAAAUUUUAUAGUGUUUUAUUUACUGUUUAAGCAGUGUGGCACUUUUGCAGGUAGUGAUACAGAGUUGUUUUAGGUAAACAAAAUGUUCAGCUAAGAACUAUGACUGUUAUGUUACUUUUUGUUUAUUUAAAAAGAUGGAAACAAAGAAAGAAGUCAUAAAAAAACCUCCAUGAGAACUUGCAUGUUAUAGCCAUAAGUCCACUGCAGGGCCUGUACUUUUCUUUAUUAUGUAAACCAGGAAUACCAGCAGGUCAUAAAUACAUUUAAUAGGAAACAAGACUAAUUGGAAUGUAGAAUUUUUUAUGCAUUUUGCAUUACACCAGCUGACCCAGACUAGUAUUAAUUCAGAUGGCAGAAUACUUUGAAAAUAUCCAUCUGAUGUUGACACACUCCUGUAAGGAUGUAGUUUUAUAUAGCUUUCUAAUUUUACAGUAAUAAUAAACUUACUGCACUGUAUAACAACACAAAUUGUUCAUAAUCAUCAAAAACACUGUUAGAAUAUAAUACUGAGCCUCACUACACUGCCAGUACACUUUUUAAACCAUGUGUGCAGAUACUUUAUAUAAAUGAGUAAUUAAAAUGCAUUGCAUAAUCUUUUUAUAUCUUUAUAUAUAUUAUAAUAGUGUUAUGUGUUUAUAUGAUAUAGUUAGUUCAAAUUACCUCACAGAAGUGCCAUGUUUAUUCUGCAGGCAACUGCUGUCUAUUUUAGUAUAUUUAAUUAUUUUUGGAGUGGGUGGGGUUAGCUAUCAAUUAAUAAAAGAUUUGCCAAAAACUCAUAUAAAUCCAACAUUCCAUUGCAAUAACCAGCAUUCUCUGCUGUACCCCAGAAUGACCACUAGAUGUCGCUACAUAAGCCAAGCAGGCUGAAACUGAAUUUGCAGCGCUAACAUCACCCACCCAAGGUCAUAUUUCCACAAGCCUUAAAAGAAAAAAAACUUUUUUCUUUUUCUAGAGACUGUUGCUGCUCAGUGUAGAAGGAAGUAGCCUUCCUGUCUAAAGAUGUUUUACCAAUGUCUCCACUGCCACUUACUAACCCUGUACAGGAAAUAUCGUAUUAACAAGCAAAGUCAGAAUUCCAGUUUCCCCUGUUGCUAAGGGGAGCUAAAAGUUCACACUGCUCCAUAAAAGAUAGGAGCUUAGUGUUAAAGGAAAGAGAAUAUUGGACAUUGGUUGUUUUUUUUGUUUUUUUUUGCAAUAAAAAUAAAUUAUUAUG